This is a messenger RNA of Galeopterus variegatus (Sunda flying lemur), 2859 nucleotides long. It is a transcript of the gene MTHFSD, whose product is annotated as methenyltetrahydrofolate synthetase domain containing. Gene Ontology annotation, cellular component: cytoplasm. The record is from RefSeq and is a predicted model, not a curated record. Lineage: Eukaryota; Metazoa; Chordata; Mammalia; Dermoptera; Cynocephalidae. The transcript has 8 exons. Gene Ontology annotation, molecular function: RNA binding. Bases 15 to 1163 code for a protein of 382 amino acids.
GUGACGGCGUCGCCAUGGAGCCGAGGGCGGGUGUCUCCAAACAGGACAUUCGUGAGCAAAUUUGGGACUACAUGGAAUCACAAAAUGUAGCUGACUUUCCCCGACCUGUUCAUCACAGGAUUCCCAACUUUAAGGGGUCUUAUCUGGCUUGCCAAAACAUCAAAGAUCUAGACGUUUUUGCCCGAAUGCAGGAAGUUAAAGUGGAUCCUGAUAAACCGCUGGAAGGUGUGCGGCUGCUGGCACUGCAGAGCAAAAAAACAUUGUUGGUUCCCACACCACGACUGAGAACAGGAUUGUUUAAUAAGAUCACACCACCUCCUGGGGCAACUAAAGACAUCUUGAGAAAAUGUGCCACCUCUCAGGGUGUGAGGAGCUACAGUGCACCCAUCGGCCUGGACUCCAGAGUGCACGUGGACUUAGUUGUGGUGGGAUCUGUCGCCGUUUCUGAAAAAGGCUGGAGAAUAGGGAAGGGAGAGGGCUACGCUGAUCUCGAGUACGCCAUGAUGGUGUCGAUGGGAGCCGUCAGUGAGGGGACGCCUGUGGUCACCAUCGUCCACGACUGCCAGGUCAUGGACAUACCCGAGGUGCUCCUUGAGGAUCACGACAUCACAGUUGACUAUAUCCUCACUCCAACCAGAGUCAUCACCACGGGCUGUGAGCGCCCAAAGCCAACAGGAAUCACAUGGUCCAAGAUCAGCCAUGAGAUGAUGGAGAAAAUCCCAAUACUGAGAACCCUCCGUGACCAAGAGAAGCAGGCUGGGAAAGAUGUCACUCUUCAGAAUGAGCACUGGAACCUUCUAGAAUCCGGCAGCCAGCGAGCAGCUCCCACGAGUGCUGUCAGACCACCCCAGGAUACACCCCAGCCAGAAGCUGAUUCUAUGGGAGCAGCCCGUGGCUGCCUGCAGAGGGAAGAGGCCCCGCCUGCUGCCACUGUGUAUGUGGGGAACCUCCCCCGAGAUGCCCGCGUGAGUGAUCUGAAGAGGGCCCUCCGAGACCGCGGCGCAGCGCCCCUAUGGCUCACCUGGCAGGCGCCACAGUGCAGGGCAUUCCUCCACUACCAGGACCCAGCCUCAGCCCAGCAGGCCAUCUCCUGCCUGCAGGGCCUGCGCCUGGGCACCGACACCUUGAGGGUGGCGCUGGCCAGGCACCAGAGGGACAAGUGACCUGGCAGGCAUCCUUGGGCAGCAGAGCCAUGCUGGACAAGUACACCGUUGCCAUUGCCAGCCAUCUCUUACGUGUGACAGCCCGCCGCUUGGGGUUCCUGUGGGACGGGAGGCCUGUGUGGUGGGACGUGGCGAGCUGCUGCUGGCUGAGCUGCCACUGGCUGAGCUGCCGCUGUCUCACCUCUCCCUGGGAAGUCCCAGCCUCAGGCAGUGCUGCAUCUCCAGAUGGGCAGGGGGCUAGUGCAUGAUGCACUUCAUAGCACGCGGAGGCUGCAGACUUGGUUUGUUCAGAUUCUGGAGUUUUUUGCUCCUUGUACCUGUUUGACUGUGUUAGCUGUGCCAGUUUCUCUGGAGGGACAGCAAAUUAAACAUUUUAGAGGACUGAGCAACAAACACAUGCUAGUAAAUGGUGAUUUAGGGUUUGGGGGAUGGAGUAGAAGAAGAUGGAUGAAGGAUCCUGCCCACGAUAGGCCCUGGCUGGGACCAGGCAGGGAACAGGGGGCAAAACCAGAGAAGCAUUCUCGUGCUCCAUGAUCCUGGACCUGGCAUGACUGGAGGGGAAAGCCAAGUCACAAAAGCCCAAGUGGCUCAGUCCCCAGGUUACGAAUUGCUCAUCACAGCUCAGUCCUGGUGUCACAUGGGAGCCGAUGAAAUGGGGACCCACAAUGGGGUGAGACUCGCCAUGGUCCCCUAGUCUCCUGCUUCUGUGGGUGAACACUCUCAGCUCUGGCCACAAGGCAGGAAGGUCUGUCUCGUGAGAGAGGCUGGCUCUGGGAAUGAGCCCUGUGCCAGCUGAUGUCCCAUUCACACGUGCACACAUGCCCAGGGCCUGUGUUUUCUGGACUCUUUUCUGCAGUUCUGUGUUUCUAAAAAACAAGCUGGAUUUUUGGCAGAACUGUGCUUCUCAAUGAAAGCGCUUUUGCAGUUGAUGCUAGGCAAAAAGUCAAAUAAGCAUGUAAGUGGAGAUUUUUUUUUUCCCAAAUGUAAAUGUGUUGGAAAUUUUAAUUGUUUUAGCCAGAGGGUCUUAGUAUAUUUGAAGCACAUUAUUAUGCCUCAAGAGGGCAGGCCUUGCAUGUGCUUUAAAGAACACGUUCUCAGGAUGCUCAUUUUUCCCUUUGAAAUAGCAUUUUACAACGACGAUACUGUGGAGACUUCAGAAAGAAAAUCUGUUCUUAGACAGAUUUGCUUGUGAAAUAAACAUCUUUUCCAAGCUGUCUCGAAUAAAAUGAGAGGGAUGGAAACAGGUGUGUCACAGCUUGGCCCCCAGGCCUCGGCCUGGCCCUGUCCUUGGCAUGACACUCGGUGUCACAAGCCAACUCUGACCCCCAAUCCUCAGUGGCCACCUGGUCACCCUCAACUCCUCAUUCUGCUUUUUCCCAUUUUUCAAGGAUUGUUCUUGUACUUGAAAGAUUCUCUUAGUUUUUGUUUGCUUUAUUGUUGAUCUGCCACUGUUAGAACAGCAGCUGCAGGAGAAGAGAGAGUAAGUGUGUCUGUCCGGCUCUCUCCCUGCUGCGCCCAGCAGCUGGAGCCACUCGGGACAAACGUGGGAUGUGAAUGGGCCCACGGGAGCCAAGAGAUCAAGAAGCUGCAUCCGAUCCCACUAUUUGAACUCCUGGAUCCAGUCGUGCCUGACUCUACCCCGACCCUCAGACUGUAGAGUUAUAACUCAAGUUAAUAAAUGAUCACUCUCGGGUAA